Molecule: messenger RNA, 4781 nt
Organism: Solea senegalensis (Senegalese sole)
Lineage: Eukaryota; Metazoa; Chordata; Actinopteri; Pleuronectiformes; Soleidae
Gene: nr4a1
Product: nuclear receptor subfamily 4, group A, member 1
Exons: 7
Coding region: 72-1763 (563 amino acids)
Biological process (GO): cellular response to corticotropin-releasing hormone stimulus; regulation of transcription by RNA polymerase II
Cellular component (GO): transcription regulator complex; nucleus
Molecular function (GO): zinc ion binding; RNA polymerase II cis-regulatory region sequence-specific DNA binding; nuclear glucocorticoid receptor binding
Source: RefSeq, a predicted model, not a curated record
AACAGAAGGUGACAGGCAGUCUGUGAGGCACAGACGGUUCAGACACUUACAGGCGAAAGAGUCUCGCAGUCAUGACUUGCAUACACACGCAGCAUGGAGCUCAGGCCUAUGAGAACAGCCUCGGCAGCUCGGAGCUUCAAAGCACAGACUUUAUCUCUCGGUUGGCUGUGGAUAAGAGCAGCCCACGGGACCACCUCUCCGCUCCGUCCCUUCCAAGCAUUAGCUCUCUGGUGGACACUCAGACAGGCAAUUUUGAUGCAUAUUCGUGCCAGUUCACUGCGGCCCCUGCCCACAUGCCUCCAUCAGCAGGCCAGGAGACCACCUUCAAACUGGAUGACCUCCAGGUUUACAGCUGCUAUCCUGGAACAUUCACACUGAGUUACCCGGAUGAGCUUGUGUCCCCCUGUGGGUCAGAUUAUUUUGGCAGCCCCACAUCAGCCUCUGCUCCCUCAACUCCUGGGUUCCAGAGUCACCCUGCGUCCACCUGGGACUUAUACUCACCGAGUCCAGGAUACUGGGCAGCAGAGGAGACCUCAGUGCCGCAUGCACCCUCCUUCUUCACGUUUGGCUCAGGGUCUUUGGAGGAUUUGGGUCAAACACAUUUACAAGACCAGGACCCUUUCACUUUGACCCACCCUCACCCCACCGCACUGACCUUCCCUGCCUUGUCGAUGGAGCGAGGACACAACCUUGAAGAUAAUGAUGGAAGCUUAUCACCAAAGUUAAAAAGUCCAAGUGGAAAUGAGGGCUGCUGCGCUGUGUGUGGAGACAACGCCUCCUGUCAGCACUACGGGGUUCGCACCUGUGAGGGAUGCAAAGGGUUUUUCAAGCGUACCGUGCAAAAGAAUUCCAAGUAUGUUUGCCUUGCUAAUAAGGACUGUCCUGUGGACAAGAGGAGGCGGAAUCGAUGCCAAUUCUGCCGUUUUCAGAAGUGUCUUGCAGUAGGAAUGGUCAGGGAAGUUGUGAGAACAGACAGUCUGAAGGGACGAAGAGGUCGCCUGCCUUCUAAGCCUAAAGUCGUCCAGGAUGUGACAAGUAUCCCGUCUCCCGUGAGCAUGAUCGCUUCCCUCGUCAGAGCACACAUUGACUCAAACCCGGACAUUGGGAAACUUGAUUAUUCCAGGUAUGAUGAGAAAGUUGUCACUCCGAACCAGAAAGAGGAUGCGAGUGACAUCAGACAGUUUUACGACCUCCUCACGUCCUCCAUGGACGUCAUCAGCAAGUGGGCGAAGAGCAUCCCAGGAUUCUCUGAGUUCUGCUCAGAAGACCAGGACCUUCUGCUGGAGUCUGCGUUUGUUGAACUCUUCAGCCUCCGUCUUGCAUAUCGGUCCAAUCCUGAAACGGACAAACUCAUCUUCUGCAACGGGUCUGUGCUGCACAAAAAGCAGUGUGUCCGAGGCUUUGGGGACUGGAUUGACUCCAUCUUGGAGUUUUCGCAAAGCCUCCAUCGCAUGAAGCUCGACGUUUCCUCCUUCUCCUGUCUCACAGCUCUGGUCAUAAUCACUGACCGACAUGGUCUCAAGGAGCCAAAACGUGUGGAGGACCUGCAGAACCAGUUCAUCACCUGCCUCAAAGAUCACGUAUCCGGCUGCGGCUCCGAUUCCUUGCGGCCCAAUUAUUUGUCCAGACUUCUUGGGAAGCUGCCCGAGCUCAGGACUCUGUGCACACAAGGCCUCCAGCGAAUCUUUUACCUGAAAUUAGAAGACCUCGUUCCCCCGCCGCCUAUUGUGGACAAAAUCUUCAUGGAUACGCUUCCAUUUUGAGCUAGAGACGGUCACUCUGACCACCCCGUGAUGUAAAUUCUGUGCCAAAGAGAACAGACCGAUCGCUCGUACGUGAAGUUGUAUGAAGUGAAACUGUGAGAGGCUGAGAAGAAUAAUCCCGGGGGAUUAUGCUUCGCUGCUGGAAAAGGGCUUUGUCUGAAUUAUAAAGUAAAUGAGGAAAGAGACAGCGUGUAUGGGGGGGAGGGGGCAUCUACGGUAAUGCUCUCACUAGCUUGUUUUCCCAGACAAAAUGAGACAGGCCACCUCAUGGACCAAAAGGUGACGGUUUACAUACAACACAGUGCCGUGAAUAGAGACAGAAUGAAUGUGAAUUAUAUCUGCACCGUCAUUGUAAAGAUGGAGGGGGGGUUUUCUUCCUUUUUUUUGUGAUUUGCAUGACUGUAAAUUGCACAUAAAAUAAUAUGACAAAAGCAUUACUGUGAUCGAUCAAAGCUGAGCACAUAUUUCUCAGAACCACUUUGACACUUUAAGUCCACGCACACAUACAUCACCAUCACAUCAUCAUCAUCAUCAUCUGAAACAUGAAUCACUCCGAUCUCCAGAUUGGUUUAUAUUUGGUGAUUUUAAAGUAAAGUAGGUUAAACCUACAGAUUAUUAAGCAGCAUCAUUCAUGUAUCAUGAAGAGAAAAUGAGCAGCUAAUAUACUGUGCGUCAUCCGGUGCAGUCUUAUACAGUGAACCUGUUAUAAGCCGGACAAGUGUUAUUUUCAACAGUGCUGUAUUCUACUGUUUGCCAAAGUGUUUUUCAUAAUAACAAGUUAUAUUUACUGCAGCUUAACAUUAAUUAAAAUGUGAAACUGCAUAUUUCCUUUGCUUUGGUCAUCUUUGCUUUACUUUGAGGUUUUAGGGAAGUUAUCAUUGCACUUUUACACAUUUAUCUGAUGUGUAAAUUGUGAAUAUAAACAAUGGCCUAGCUAUUUAUAUAUAAGGAAUACUUUAGGGGUGAUGAUGACACCUUAUUGGUACUGACGUUGUCGAGUGAGCUUCUGUCGCACACUCGCGCAGAAAGAUUUUUGCCACUUAAUUAAAGGUCUGCUUAAGUUUCUGUGUGGGAGAGACAGAUUCUUAGACCUAUGCAGGACUAGCUUUUAUUAGGAGAGCCUCAUAUAACCAUACUUCAAAAAAAUGUAUAACUUAAAGUACACUAUGAAGAAACCUCUUAAAAAAUCACUGAAUCAGGUGUUUUGUCCAGUUGUCAUAGUGGUAUAAAAACACGAUUAGCUGUGCAGGCUGCCUUUACGAAACACGUGUGAAAGAACUGGUCCUUCUGGAUAGGUCAACGGAUUUCAGUGUGCCUUAAAGAGUCACUUCAGAGUGGUGUAACACACACACCUGGACUCUGGAACCGACAAGUUCACUCCACUCAACAACACUUCUCUAUCUCUGCCGAGUCUAACUGAAUUGAAUUCAAUUUAAUUGAAUGGAAUGGAAUGGAAAAUACCAUGCUUCCAACUUUGUGGGAAUCAUUUAGGGAAGCCACCUUUCUUUAGAGACUUGGAAGCCAAGCCCUCUUGUCAAACAUCAGUGUCUGACGUGAAAAAAAAACAACUAGGGGAAUGGGUAAUAAUCACUCACACUAACUAAUGUUGUAGAAAGUGUGGACUCUGUCAUAGCAACAAAGGGGGAUCAACACCAUGUUAGAAUAGAAUCUCUUAAAAGCUCCUGUAGGUGUAAUGUGCAGUUGUCCCCAAUAUUUUUUUUUUUUGCCUACUGUCCUCAGCUGUGUACCCAUGUUACCAAGUGUCCUUCUGGUGCGAGCAGUUGGUGAGCUCGUAACCUCGUCUUCUGGCAACAGAUCAGAAGAUGCUUCUCAAAAAUGUCCCCCCCAGUUCAACUCCCUCCCAGUUAUGUGCUGGUCUUGUUUUAGAAGCCGGCAGGAUUCCCAGUCUGUUCUCAAGUGACCCAGUCCACUCUAUCAUUGUAGAAUGUCAUAUUCACAGAUAUAUACAUGUGUGUAAAGUCAUCUCCUACUCUUUAGGUCAGUGGUAUAGAAAUACUACACCACAAGUGUUUACACAAGACAGAGAUGAUGAUGAUGAUGAUGAUGAUGAUGUUUGCUCGUGGUGCUUUCACCCUGGAUCUUAUACAGAACAGGCAAACUAAGCAGUAGAUAAACCAUUCUAGCAAGAGCCAAACUGUACUCUCUUCAUUUAAGGGGAUUACCAAACACAUCCAUUUUCAAUUGCUGGCACACUGUAAUAUAUACUGGGGUGUAGUGGUUCUAUUAAUAUGCCUCAAUGUCACUGAGAUGUUGGUGAAGGUUGACAGUGGUCCAGGUCCUGGACUUCAUCACUUCAGAACCUUCAGAGGAAGCCUUUUGGACGAAAGAUGAAUGUUUUAAGAAACUCUAACAGGUCCAGUUGCCUUCCUGUACAGCAGUUUUGGUCCCUGAGGUGAAUGACUGUAGAAUAAAUGACUUAUAUGCAGGUGAGGUGACAAAUUAAAGGGAGAACAACACCAAGGUGUCCAUGUUGAUAAAUGUGCACUUAUUUGCUGAGGCAGCAGAAAAGCAGAUGUCAAUCUGAAGUCAAUUUCACUUUUAUUUUAUGAGCACAUUAUUGUAGGGCGGGGCAAUACGUCAAUGUAUUUAAUUAACAUGAAUGAAUGGAAUCAAUUUGUCUUUUACUUCCACUGCUGCUCCCUUUGGGCUUCUGUAGUUCAUGGUGGUGCAUCACUACAGCCCAUUCUCCCUCUGCUUUUCCUCAGAGAAUUGAACAAGAUGACAGCAUAUAAAAGCAUAUUGCAGGUCUGUGUUUGAUUUCACUUUAAUCCAAAGGGGAUUCAUUCAUGUUUGAAAUGUAAUAGCCGAAAUAAAUGCAAACGUGUGCUAAACAAUCUCUUCGUCAUUCGAAAAAUAAUCAAUGUGAAAUUGUAAAGAGAGUUUACAAAAAAAUUACAGUUUACCUGUCGUUCGCACACUUCAAAGUGCAUAAAAUAAGUGCAAACUACUCGCUGUAACUAUUUUAAAUAAAAAAAAUAAAGCUAUGGGCCUACUGUC